AUGUUUCCAUUUACAUUCCUUCCGUCAAGCCUAGUACACCCACCAAACAUUUUCCUACGUCGUGGUGUUUGCAUUUUUCUUCUUUUUCUCUUCUCUGGAAAUUUCUUUUUCAUUUUUUCUUGUCUGUCACGUUCUUUUUCGCAGACUUUUAUCUUUUGUCCUUCCUUCCUUCCUUCCUUCCUUCCUUCCUUCCUUCCUUCCUUCCUUCCCCGCCUUCACGCUUUUCUCUGUUCCUUUUUCUAUCUUCCCAUCAAUCUGUGGGUAUUUUUUCGUUUCCCACCUUCGUUUUACGAUUUUUUUCGUUUCCCUUUAUGUAGGAAUAUUUUCCCGCCUUUUAUUCUUUACGUUUUUUUCCCUCGCUCGUUCAUUCAUUCAUUCAUUCAUUUAUUCAUUAUUGCUUUCUUUUCUCCAUUCCUUUUUUACCUCUUAUCUGUUUUUUCUUCCUGUUUUUUCUUCUUUACUAUCGACGUUUCUCCUUCAUUUUUUCAACCCUCUUUUUGCUUUUUUCUUCUAACCCUCCUUCUUGUCCCCUUAUUUAAUUCUUUCUCUUUCUUUCGUCUUUUCUUCAUUACUGCCUUAUUGUCUCCAUUACCUCUUUCUUUCUUACCUCCAUUUUUCUUUUUCCUUCCUUCGUAUUUUUCUUUUCUGUGUCAUUUUUUUUCCCAUACGUUUUUUUUUGUCUUUUCUUCCGAUUUUUCUAUUUUUUUUUUGUUCCCUUUGAAUUUCCAUUCCUUCUUUCUCGCCACUCUUUCCCCGAUUUCUAGUGCAUUUUUGUUGUGUCCCUGCAUAUCUUUCAAUUCUCUACCCGUUACCCGCAAACCCUGCCCCACUUGUAGCACUGCAGGAAAAAGACGCCAUCUCACUUCCCUGUUGGCCAUUUUAUACCAUUCUCACUCAGUCAAGUAA
Molecule: messenger RNA, 906 nt
Organism: Acanthosepion pharaonis
Lineage: Eukaryota; Metazoa; Mollusca; Cephalopoda; Sepiida; Sepiidae
Source: the annotation of a GenBank genome assembly